AUGACACUUUCCCUGAACCCCUCCGUGUGCUUCGGUCCACAGCUGGUGAAGCUAUGCGGCGGGAUGAUCGAAGCCGGGAAGGCCUACGUCGGCGCCAACAAGCUCUUCGUCAACGGCAUCCGGGACCUGUCUCAGCAGUGCAAGAAAGACCAGAUGAUCUCGGAGUGCCUGGAAAAGUGUGGCGAGAGCCUACAAGAGAUCAUUAACUACCACAUGCUGGCCGCACAUUAG
Messenger RNA from Menidia menidia (Atlantic silverside), 231 nucleotides. The record is from the annotation of a GenBank genome assembly. Lineage: Eukaryota; Metazoa; Chordata; Actinopteri; Atheriniformes; Atherinopsidae.